This is a messenger RNA of Chiloscyllium plagiosum (whitespotted bambooshark), 1505 nucleotides long. Its product is annotated as fascin-like. NCBI's taxonomy places the organism in Eukaryota, Metazoa, Chordata, Chondrichthyes, Orectolobiformes, Hemiscylliidae. The record is from RefSeq and is a predicted model, not a curated record. Gene Ontology annotation, cellular component: cell projection membrane; filopodium; lamellipodium. Gene Ontology annotation, biological process: establishment or maintenance of cell polarity; cell migration; actin filament bundle assembly. Gene Ontology annotation, molecular function: protein-macromolecule adaptor activity; actin filament binding.
AUGGUUUACAGGGUGCUUCCAGUUGGUUUGAUUAAUUCAGCCCAGAAAUACUUGACAGCAGAGAAUUUCAAUUUCAGGGUGAAUGCUACCAGUACCAUCUUGAAGAUAAAACAGAUUUGGACUAUAGAGGUUUUGAAGGAAAAUUCCCCUAUGGUCCACAUCAGGAGCUCUCUGAGGAGGUACUUAGCUGGAGAUAAUAAUGGGAAGAUCACUUGUGAUCGGGAGAUUCCCAAUCCUUACAAUAAGUUUGUAAUGAUUAUGCAUCCAGAUGGCAAGGUGUCCUUCCAGUCCGAGGAAACAAAACGAUACUUAGGAGGAGCAGAAGACAAUAUCACUUGCUUUGCUCAGGCAAUCUCAGAAAGUGAAAAAUGGGUACUGCAUCUAGCCAUCCAUCCCAACAUCAGCAUGUUCAACCAAGGCAAGAAGAAAUAUCUGCGCUAUGAUGCUAAUGAAAAUGCAGUACAAUGUGACAGUGAGUUGCCUUGGGGCCGAAACUGUGUUGUGACACUCAUGUUUAACUUCAAAGAGAAGAAAUACAGCAUAAGGACAAGUAGUGGAGAUCUUAUUGCCUGGAAUGGGAAACUUGAGCCCUGUCAGUCAUCAAAAACUCUGUACACUCCGGAGAUAAGGUGUGGAAUGAUUUGCUUAAAAGACAGUGAAGGAAGGUUCCUGACUGGAAGGGACAACUAUAUUAGAACCAUCAAAACUGACAGUCCCAGCCUGGAUGAACUUUUCUCUCCUGAACCCAGCCCUGGACAGGUCAGCAUCCGAUCAACACUAAAUGGCAAAUAUGUUAGUCUUAAAUCAGGUGCAGAUGUCUCUGUACAUCAGUCACAAGUAACAGACUCUGAGAUCUUUCAGAUUAUCAUCAAUAACACAAGUAGGAAAGCUUGCUUCCGUGCUAUUUCAAAGGACUACCUUGCAGUGGGCCCUCAAAAUAUAAUUGUGGCGAGUCCAAUCUUGACUGAUGAUUGUUGGUUUAAUAUUGUGUACAAUGGGCCUAAGGUGGUUAUUAAGACAGGAGAUGGAAAACUCCUCACCACAAAGUCCAAUGGUCAGCUUGUGGUAGGAUACUAUACAGCUGAUAAUUCCCAAGAAUUCAUUCUAAAACUCAUCAACCGACCUCUCCUAAUAUUGCAAAGUGAUUAUGGCUUUGUUGCAUUUGGUUCUGGAACACAAAGACUAGAUGGCAAUAGACCCAUGUACGAAGUAAGUAGGAUGACUUCGGAUGAAGAGGGCUACUACCAAUUCAAACUCGUGUCCACAGACAAGUAUUGGGAAAUGGACAAAGAUGGCUUCAUCAGUGGUACUGGAGAGCAACCAAUAAACUUCAUUAUCCAGCUGGUUGGUUCCAAUGUUAUGAUCCUCAAAGCACCAAAUGGCAAAUAUAUGAUAACACAACAGAGCGGAGACUUCAAAGCAACAGGGGAAGAUGUGAAGACUGCCACAAUGUUCCUUUAUUGAUCAACUUUAAAAGAUAUGAUCUUGAAUCAAAACCACUACAU